Triticum aestivum (bread wheat) is the source of this 1319-nucleotide messenger RNA. RefSeq names its product heavy metal-associated isoprenylated plant protein 41. The transcript is spliced from 5 exons. Gene Ontology annotation, molecular function: rRNA (uridine-N3-)-methyltransferase activity. The record is from RefSeq and is a predicted model, not a curated record. NCBI's taxonomy places the organism in Eukaryota, Viridiplantae, Streptophyta, Magnoliopsida, Poales, Poaceae. Gene Ontology annotation, biological process: rRNA base methylation. The coding region runs from base 105 to 956 and encodes 283 amino acids. Gene Ontology annotation, cellular component: cytoplasm.
GGCUCGAUACGAGAAUCGCUUCCGCCGCUGCACCGCAGCAGCGCUGCUCCCUGCUACUCCUCCCUUGCCGCCGCCGCCGCCGAAGAGGAUACGAGGAGGCGCGCAUGGCGGGGGCUUCGCCGGAGAGUGGCGCGCAAAAUGCCGCGGUUAAGCGGGUGGGGCACUACUCGUCGAUUCAGACCAUCCUGCUCGUCGGCGAAGGGGACCUCUCCUUCUCCCGGGCUAUCGCCGCCGGGUUCGGCUCCGGCGCCAACCUCGUCGUCACUUCCCUCGAAGACUAUGAUUCUCUGACGGACAAGUACCCUGAAGCAAAAUCGAAUUUGGCAGAGCUCGAAAAGCUGGGGGCAGUAAUUCUGCAUGGAGUGGAUGCACAUACCAUGAGGCUUCAUCCUGAUCUCAAGCUGAAAAGGUUCGACAGGAUCCUUUUGGAGCACCAAAAGGUAGUGAAGGCCUUCUUCGAAAGCGCGGGCCACCUCCUUCGUCCUUACGGUGAAGUUCAUGUCAGCCACAAGACAAAACCCCCUUACGACAAGUGGGACCUUCGAAGACUUGCCGCGGAUUCUGGUCUUUAUCAGGUCAAAGAAGCCCCCUUCCGUGCAGCAGACUAUCCUGGCUACAACAACAAAAGAGGAGAUGGCAAGGAUUGCGACCAACCUUUCAUGCUUGGGGAAUGCAGCACGUUCAUGUUCAGAAAGGGGUAUCUGAACAUGAUUGAAAGGCCUUCCCAUUCACUUCCACUUGCUCCAGUGUGGCAGGGGUGUCACCCUUAUGUUCCGUUUAACAUGUAUGGCAUGCCGCCAGGCUCAGGAUUCCUCCCACAAUAUGCUGCUGCUCAGCCAGGAUAUGCACUAGAAUACGCUCCCCAGCAGAAUAGCAACAUGGCAGGUAUCAUGCAACAGGACCAAUUUUCGCAUCAGAGAAUGCUGAUACGGAAGUUUGGUACACAUCCCUGCUGAAGAGUGAAGAUACUCUGGCUUGAAGUUUGAACUGCCGCUGGAAGAUUCUUCUGUGGGAAAGUUUGAUGGUGCCAGGAUUUAGUUUGCGCUUUGAUAAAAUAGCACGCAUGGUGCCAUUGACAUAUGGCGACCCCACAUAUCAUUGACAUAAUGCGUGGCGUUUUAUCAAAGGCAAAGUAAAACGUGGCAUUUUACCAAAUCUCCAUACGAUGUCAUUUUUGUUGGCAACAGGCAAACAUUGAUUGCAACCAACGUUGUUUCCUCUAAAUCUAGUCGUAGACUCACGAACAGUCAAAUUCUCUAUUUUUAGCAGCUCGGUGGUUAUACUUUUCAUGUCAAUUGAUAAUGGGCUUAAAUUGUGAA